This is a messenger RNA of Durusdinium trenchii, 2418 nucleotides long. Lineage: Eukaryota; Dinophyceae; Suessiales; Symbiodiniaceae. The record is from the annotation of a GenBank genome assembly.
AUGGGUUGGGAUGCGGAUUGGUUCACGUUCAGACCUUCAUGGGCUGGGGCUCUUCAUCCGAGCCAUUGGGUGACCGAGGAUGAGAUCAUGCAGUUGAAGAUUGACACCAGCCUCAAGGUGCGGGUGACCUUGAGAAUCGCAUCCGGUCGCGGAUGGUACGAGAAGAAUUGGUUGAAGAGUGACAUCUGGAACAAACAGACCUGGAGUUUUUCAACGAACUUCACUGUAGAUAGCUCGCAACUGCGAAGCUUGGCCCGGGUUCAGCUGAUUUUCGAUGGCAUCAAGAUGGGCGCCAACAUCAAAGUCAAUGGGAAGCUUCUGGGCACGGCGACCAGCCAGUUUGUGAGGUAUAGCUUUGACUUGGAUGGCCUCUUGCAAGAGGGUGACUUGGCGAACCGCGUGGAAGUGACCUUCGACCAUUCGAUCAAGGUCGGCGGCCGAUUCAUGGCCUCCUCCGGGGGCUGGGACUGGGCGCCCUACACGAACACGGCGCAGGAGGGGGCGGCGACCUUCACCUAUGGAAUUUGGAAGCAUGUUUACUUGCUCUACACUCCUAGUGCCUCUGCAUCGAUCCUCCAUGUCGUGCCGAAAGUCUUCUACCAGGGGUCCUAUCCGACCAGUGCUUUGGUGGAUGGUGAGCACGCUGGCUUCCAAGUGAAGGUGAACAUCUUCCUUUCGGCGAAGGCUGCCACCAAAGGCCUUCUGCAGCUGCGUCCCCAGUGGGGUUCCACACCGGCGCCCGUGGCGGUCUCAGUGCCAGAAGGUAUCUCCAAGCAUACGCUGGAGGUGAAUGCGUCGGCCAAGGAGAUCAAGUUAUGGUGGCCUAUCGGCAUGGGGGACCAGCCAUUGUACGACCUGAAGGUGGACUUCCAACCCACCGCGCCCUCCGCGCCCUCCACGACCCAGCGCCGCCUGGGCUUCCGCUACUUCGCGCUGGUCACCGGCGACGACACGGACGCCGCCUACGUGGCGUCGGCGCGGCAGGAGCAGGGCACGGCCUCGGUGGGGAUGUACUUCCGGAUCAACGGCGCGGCCUUCUGGUCCAAAGGUGCCAACGUGAUCCCCAUGGAAAACUUGGAGGGCCGCAUGAGUGGAGAGGCACAUCGCCUCCUGGUCCGCUCAGCCGCCGAUGGAGGGAUGAACACCCUGCGGAUUUGGGGCGGUGGCAUCUUCAUGCCGGACGAGUUUUAUGACACUUGCGAUGAGCUGGGCCUGAUCGUCUAUCAUGACAUGAUGUAUGCUCAGAGUGGCCAUGCGCCCGAGAAGAAUCAGGUCCAGGACACCGAGCUCCGUCACCAGGUGAGGCGGCUAUCAUCACAUCCUUCCAUUGUGAUUUGGGAUGGCUGCAAUGAAUGCACUGUCCUCAUGGGCACGGACACUGGGAUCUAUGCCAGCUUCGUGAUGACCGUGGUGGCAGAAGAAGAUGACUCGCGUUCGAUCUGGCCCUCCUGCCCUGCCUAUGGCUGGUCAACAGGAGUUCACAAGUUGGACUGCCGGCCGAAUGGACAGCCUUUGACGACCCCAGGGACCGGGAAGGGAGCCGCGACCAUCGAAACCCACGGCUACUACCAACAUGGCACGGGCUUUCCUUCGGUGAAUGGGGAGAUCAAGUUGACUCCCUUCCCGGCCAACCUCCCCAUCAAGGCUGGUGGGCUUUCAAGCUGGUGGACCUGUCCCCCACGCGGCUGGGGGGGGCGGAACAUCUUCGGCUCGGAGUUCGGUGCCGUGGUCAUGAGCUCCUUCGAGUCCAUGGCGCCCACCUUGGCGCCCGAGCACUGGGGCCUGCAUGGCGGGCAGCCGAAUGAUGAAUGCGAAGGCUAUGGCUUCCCGAACAUUUGCAAAGGCGACAACGUCAUGGCGGAGCGCAAUUACCCCUGCGACAGCUUGAUCAAUGCCUACUUCGGACUUUAUCCGGAUCGGUACUUCAACAUGACGGGAGAGGAGGUGUUCAAGCAACAUCUCUACCAGUGCAUGCUCUCGCAAGCUUUGAUCCUGAAGUCCGACAUUGAGACCAGGUAUGGUAGUGCUGAGACGGGCCAAGUCCUGGGAGGGCGCUGGAAGCCCUUGCACUACCUCUAUAGGCGGUCGAUCUUCGCCGAUGUCUUCGUGGCCUGCGGAGCGAAUGGCACGUGCUACGCCAAGAACGACGGCUCCACGACCUUCGACGGGCAGUGUACCGUCUCCAGCCUGCGCCUCUCGGACGGGGCCAAGGCCGUGGUUGCGAGGUUGGACGUGCGACUGGCAGCAGGGCCCGGCACCAAGAGGAUCUUCAAGGCCCGGUGGAUCCCGGUGGUGAAGUUUUUGUUUUUACCUUGUGUUGUUUUUGGAUCAGUUGUGCUGAUGUUUGAGAAGCUUCGUUUUCUUGGAUGUGCUGUGCUUCAGUUCAUGGCUUGUGGUUCCCACACUAUGACUGACUAG